UUGUAUUUUAGUGAAAUGGAUCCAAAGGCAUUGGACAAAUUGUUGAAGGCUCAACAGGAGUAUUUUGAGAAAUUGUUAGUGAACCUGCUGAAGCCGAGUGAGAUGAACGAAACCGAACUCUACAGCAAAUUGGUGGGGAUGAUCGGUGAGUUUAGUUUUGAUUUGACGAGUGGUAUGACCUUUGAGUCUUGGUUGGGCAGGCAUCGGUCCUAUUUUGAGGAGGAGGGUAAAACCCUGCCAGAGUCCUCUAGAGUGAGAUUAUUGUUGAGUAAAUUGGGGCCAGAAGAGUAUGCCCAGAUUGAAAGGAAGUUGCUGCCAACUAAAUUGAGUGAGAUGAAGUUUGACGAACUCUGUAGUGAAUUAGUGAAAGAGUUUAGUGACCAUAGGUCCAAAUUGUUGAAAAGGUUCGAGGCCUUAAAUGUUAAGUGUAGUAAUCUCCAAGAUAUUGUUGAGUUUGGGAAUUUAGUGAAUGCUCAAUGUGAGCGCGCGGACAUGGCCUUGUCAAUUGAAGAAUUGAAAAUUCUUAUUUUUAUUUCAGGUUUGCCAAGUGAUGCAAACUCAGUACGACAAGUCGCCAUGAAGAGUGUUGAAAAUAAAAGUGAAAAGGGGCACACAGUGACAUUGAAAGAAGUUAUUGAAGAGUGUCGGGCAUAUUUGGCCAAUAAAAGUGAAGCCUUGUAUAUUGUCAAGGAGAAAAGUAGUGAAGUCAAGAAAGAAAUGCCUGAAGUCAACACAAUUCAAAAAGUGAAGUGUUGUGAAAAGAGUGAAAGUGAAAAUGGUAAAGUGUAG
Molecule: messenger RNA, 789 nt
Organism: Meloidogyne enterolobii
Lineage: Eukaryota; Metazoa; Nematoda; Chromadorea; Rhabditida; Meloidogynidae
Source: the annotation of a GenBank genome assembly